AUGGCACGCAUGGCUCGGAAUAUGGAAUCGAGCUGCGGAGGUUCAGGCGGCAGCUAUUUACAGAAAUUCAGACUUUACGAAACUCGCUCGAACUUCUAUAUGAUUGGACGGGACAAGAAUAGAACAUGUUGGAAAGUCUUGAAGAUCAACAGAUUAGAGCAGUCCAAGCUAAGUGUUACUGAAGAUACUGCUACAUAUUCACAAAUUGAAUGUUAUGAUCUGCUGAAAAGAAUUCACGAAGGGAACAAGUGUACUGGUGGAUUGAAGUUCGUCACCACCUGCUAUGGAAUUAUUGGAUUCAUAAAAUUUUUGGGACCUUAUUACAUGUUGCUUAUCACUAAAAGAAAAAAGAUGGGCUCAAUUUGUGGGCAUGAAGUAUAUUCUAUUGCCAAAAGCGAGAUGAUUGCUAUACCAAACCCUUCUCUGCACACAAAUAUGGCUUAUUCUAAGAAUGAGAACAGAUACAAGAAGCUUCUGCGCAACGUGGAUCUUACCAAGGAUUUCUAUUUUAGCUACUCCUACCAUGUUAUGCUUAGUCUUCAAAAGAAUCUAAGCAAUCACGAAACUGGAUUAGUCCUCUAUGAGACCAUGUUUGUGUGGAAUGAGUUCUUAACUCGAGGAAUUCGUAAUCAGCUCAAGAAUUCGAGUUGGACUGUGGCAUUGGUUUACGGAUUCUUUAGACAGGUUAAACUUUCAAUAUCCGGGCGUGAUUUCAAUUUAAUUCUUAUUGCCAGAAGAUCUCGUCAUUAUGCUGGUACCAGAUACAUGAAACGGGGGGUGAAUGAGAAGGGCCGUGUAGCAAAUGAUGUCGAGACUGAGCAAAUUGUUCUUGAGGAUGUCGUGGAAGGAAAUCCCUUGAAAAUAUCUUCAGUCGUCCAGAACCGGGGUUCAAUUCCUCUCUUUUGGUCACAGGAGACUUCGAAAUUGAAUAUUAAACCUGACAUCAUACUAUCAAAGAAGGACGAGAAGUAUGAAGCCACCAAACUUCACUUCGACAAUCUAGUCAAGAGAUAUGGGAAUCCUAUUAUCAUAUUAAAUUUGAUCAAGACUCGCGAGAAGAAGCCAAGAGAAUCAAUUCUCCGUGCAGAGUUUGCAAAUGCUAUCGAAGUUAUUAAUAAAGAUCUUGCACAUGAAAACCGCUUGAUGUUCCUUCACUGGGAUUUGAGUAAAUACUCCAGAAACAAGGCAGCGAGUGUGUUGGCGUAUUUAGUCAAAGUAGCAACCAAUGCAUUGGAUUUGACUGGCUUCUUUUAUUGUCAAGUACUCCCAUCUUCAAGCCAACUCCCUUGCAGCAACAACUGCUAUGGUGUUUGUUCUGAUGAGGACCAUUCCAAUGCGAUUGAGGAUAUUUGUGUCCCGACUUCUAAAGAUAGUGUCAAUGAUGAGGUUGGAAGUCAUUUUGUCAAGCCUCCUGUGUUUCAGAAAGGGGUUCUGAGGACGAAUUGCAUUGACUGCUUGGAUCGCACAAAUGUGGCACAAUACGUCUAUGGGCUGGUUGCUCUUGGCCAUCAGUUGCAUGCAUUUGGAUAUAUUGUUGUUCCAAACAUAAGCUUAGACUCUGCUUUGGCUGAUGAUCUAAUGAAGAUAUAUGAAGCUAUGGGUGACACACUUGCUCUACAGUAUGGUGGGUCUGCGGCCCAUAACAAGAUCUUUUCAGAGAGAAGGGGUCAGUGGAAAGCAGCAACACAGUCUCAGGAGUUAUUUAGAACUCUUCAACGUUACUAUAGCAAUGCCUACAUGGAUGCUGAGAAGCAGGACGCCAUUAACAUAUUCCUCGGGCAUUUCCAACCACAACAGGGUAAGCCUGCUCUGUGGGAGCUGGAUUCUGAUCAGCAUUAUGAUGUUCGGAGGCGUGGUUCUGAUUUUGCAGAAGAAAGUGCAAGGUCAUUUAUUAAAAGAUCAUUAUCUGAUGGCAAUAUUCUUUCUGAAGACAACUCCCCUAUUGUCAAUGCAAAGGUUAUACAGAUGGACAGUUCUCAUAGAACAGUGCCUAUAAAUGCUAAAGGCUGUAAUGUGGGGCUUUUGGAUUCAACUCCAGAAUUUUCAACUUGUGAAAGUGAUAUAUCUUAUUCCAGGUAUACACCCUCAAUGUCCCGUAAACGGCUUUUCCCUGAUUCACAAUCAGAGAGGUAUCUGGACAACGACUGCACAUAUUACGUUGAACGUGGGGAUUCAUUCAACUGUUCAAAUUUUCUUGAUGUUGAUUGGCUUUCUUCAUCUGGAAACUCUUGUGAAGAUGAAGCAUACGAGAGAUCAUUGCUCGUUGGAUCUUCAUCUGCUGGCGGCAUAUCGUUGGGAGAGCUAAAAACGGGAAUGAACUCAUCUUAUCAGUCUGGAUCCAGCUUGAAGGGGAAGGAGCUGGCCAGUGGUGACCUCAGAUGUGAUGCUGCCAGUAGCUCGAACGAACUUUCAGGCUUUUCCGAAAGAUUCAUACACUGGGUCAAUGGAGAUAUGCUUUUCCUGUGA
Messenger RNA from Striga hermonthica, 2466 nucleotides. The record is from the annotation of a GenBank genome assembly. NCBI's taxonomy places the organism in Eukaryota, Viridiplantae, Streptophyta, Magnoliopsida, Lamiales, Orobanchaceae.